Molecule: messenger RNA, 747 nt
Organism: Rhagoletis zephyria (snowberry fruit fly)
Lineage: Eukaryota; Metazoa; Arthropoda; Insecta; Diptera; Tephritidae
Source: RefSeq, a predicted model, not a curated record
AUGACCCUAACCCUUGAAGUGUGUGUGGACAACUUUGAAUCGGUGAAAGCCACCGUUGAUGGUGGCGGAAAGCGAGUCGAGUUGUGUAGCUCACUUUUGGAUGGUGGGCUAACACCUAGCAUUGGCCUGUUGAAGCAUGUCAAGAAGGUGUACCCAUCUCUGGUUGUCUUUGCAAUGAUCCGUCCUCGAGGAGGUGACUUUUGCUAUGAUUCCGAUGAGUUGCAAAUCAUGGCAUCUGACAUUGAACUGCUGAAAGAGGCCGGUGCUGACGGAUUUGUCUUUGGCUGUCUCACAGCGGACGGGUCAGUUGACAAGAAGGCCAACAGCUUUCUUUUAAAGAAAUCAUCACCUUUGCCAUGCACCUUCCACCGAGCAUUCGACAUGACCCGGGAGUUUCAGCAGUCACUGGAGAGCGUCAUUGAAUUGGGCUUUAAACGAAUUCUCACAAGCGGGCAUGCGAAAAAUGCAGCCGACGGCAUUGAGGAGAUUUGCCAGCUGGUCGAGUUGGCUCGUGGCCGUAUUAUCAUCAUGCCUGGCUCUGGCGUGAACGCCAGCAAUUUGGCAGCAAUUCUCAACCAGUGCAAAGCACGUGAAUUUCACAGCUCUGCCAGUGCACUACGUGACUCGACUAUGGCGUACCGUAACCCCAAAAUCAACAUGGGCUCAAACUCGUCAGAGUUUGCCUGGAAAGUAGCGGUCGUCGAUAAGGUUCGAGAGUUGAUUGAGAUAUCAAGCAAACUUCAUUAA